GUUUGUUAUGCGAGAAUGGAGUUGAAUCGGGCGGAUCACUUGAUCAUGGUAGUGGAGGGCGCCGAGUGCGAGUGCUGCGGGCUGGCGGAGGACUGCACCGCCGAGUACGUCGGCGGGGUGAAGGCGGAGUUCGCGGGGAAGUGGCUGUGCGGGCUGUGCGCGGAGGCGGCGAGGGAUGAGGCGGCGAAGAAGAAGAAGAAGGGCGGCGGCGGCGGCGGAAUGGAGGAGGCCGUGGCGGCGCACGUGUCCUUCUGCAGGAGCUUGCGCUCGAGCCCGCCGGCGGUGCGCGUGGCCGACGGGAUGAGGCAGAUGCUGCGGCGGAGAUCGGUGGAACUUCCGGCCAAGAGGUCGGAGGGGAAGUCGGAGGAGGGAUCAUCGCCAGCGGUGGGUUUUGAGGAAUAGACUCUGCUUAGCUCUGAAGGAGCUUUUGACUUUUCAGGACCUCUAGUGGUCAACCAGGUUUUGACUUUUUGACAUGAGAAGUAAUGGAGAAAUUUGUGCGUUUCUUCUUCGAACCUAAAUGAUUAGCCUAAUGAACCCAGU
Molecule: messenger RNA, 543 nt
Organism: Zingiber officinale
Lineage: Eukaryota; Viridiplantae; Streptophyta; Magnoliopsida; Zingiberales; Zingiberaceae
Exons: 1
Coding region: 16-402 (128 amino acids)
Source: RefSeq, a predicted model, not a curated record